GCUGUGUGCGGGUAGGGCUGGGAUCAGUUGGAGGAGGAACAAGAUGCCUGAGGCUCCCUAUGUCCUGUGCCAGUAACCGCUUCUGUGGUGCUGGAGAGGUGUGCUGGGACCUAUAGUUCAGUAGAGACUGGGCAAGCCACAGCUGCUUAUGCUAGUAGUUGUAGCACAGUGUACACACUGACCGUGGUUUCCUCCAUCGGCGUUCCAAAUACGAUGGAUCCUUUGGAAAACAGCCUUUUUGACCUCCCUGACUAUGAGCACACUGAGGAUGAAGAUUUCCCACCUUUACCAGCACCACACUCUCCUGGUGCAUUGGACAGAGAUACUGGCGAUCUAGAAGAUGACUGGACGAAAAGCAUGGGACAGAAAAAUACAGAAGAAGAACCUAAGCCAGCUAGAAGGGCAGUGAAGAGACCACAGCCUAAACUGGAUGCUGUGCGGCUCACUUCACAGCGUGGGUUACCUGCUUUACGCCAUCUGUUUGAGAACACAAAAUUCAAAGGCAAAGGGCAUGAGGCUGAAGACUUGAAGGUUCUCAUUAGGCAGAUGGAGAAUUGGGCAAACAGGCUUUUUCCUAAGCUGCAGUUUGAGGAAUUUCUCAGUCGGCUAGAAACAUUGGGGAAUAAGAAGGAAGUGCAGACUUGCUUAAAGAGAAUACGCAUGGAUCUGCCCAUUGUACAUGAAGAUUUUAACAGCGAAGAAGUUGUAGUACAGAUGGAAGAUAACAAUCUGGAUUUAGCCUCUGAAGACUUUCCUGCACCCCCUGAAUCUCCCCCAUCUCUCUCGCAACCCAGCACAGCUGAACUGAGUGAGGAGACUCUUCAGAGGAUAGAAAGAAACAGACAACUGGCCUUGGAGAAGAGGAUGCAGAAGAUGCAGGCCCAAGUGGACAGUCAGGCCCUGGCUCCAUCUCAGCCACCAGCACCUGAUCUGGAGGAUAUUCCUGAGGAUUUUGAUGUGGAUUUGCUUGAGGCUGUAGAUAAAACAGUGGAAACUCUAACCCCACCACUGGAGCUGCCAACCAGUCCUGUGAGGAUAGAAGAAAGUCCUACAGACCAGGAACAGCCCCCCACUGAAAUAUGUUCUGAGAUGUCAAAUGACACUGAAGAUUAAUGGCUAUACAUAACUUUGUUAUUUAAUAAACAAUUUUAUUUAAAGUAAUGUUUCACCAAUACAGUUAAGUAUGACUAGAAAUGUGUUUGCUUUCUGCUAUAUAAUACUGUAGUGGCCUUCGAUCAGUUGAAAUAAUUACGAAUCGGGUUCAUGGGGAUCAUAGACUAACAUUACUGAGUGGUGCAAAGGUGCACUAAAGCCAUACUCCAGUGGUUUCCAAACACAAGGCACCCCAACGAUCCAGGUUUUAAGGAUAGUCAUGGUUGAGUACAUAUGCUUAAAUCAAAAUGACUGUGGUACUAAUUAAUUCACCUGUACUAAAUCAUGGAUAUCCUUGAGGACUGUGUUUGGGAACCACUGCCAUAAGCAGAUAUUUGCUGUGAUUGUCUAAUGUCUAUUACACCUAGAGCAGAGGUUCUCAAACGUGGUCCUCAAGGCACCCCAACAGUCCAGGUUUUAAGUAUAUCCAUGCUUGGCCACAGGUUACUUAAUUAGCACCUCAGUCAAUUGGAUGUAACUAUUGUAUUGAACCAUGGAUAUACCCAAACCUGGACUGUUGGGAUGCCUUGAGGACCGCAUUUGAGCAGCUCAGACCUAGAGAACUGCUGCUUGGUGAAUUUUAUUGCAAAUUUAUACUUUUCAGCAAUAGUGGUAAAUGAUUAUUAUCGUCUGCACACAGGUGUUAUAUUCCCUUCUUGUACAUAACACUCUCACCUCUUCCUGACUUGGAAUAUACUAGAAUGCAUAAAGUUUAACUAUUCGUGUAACAAAUAAAAGGAUUUAUUAUUCA
This is a messenger RNA of Pseudophryne corroboree (corroboree frog), 1903 nucleotides long. RefSeq names its product TIMELESS interacting protein (gene TIPIN). Bases 214 to 1113 code for a protein of 299 amino acids. Gene Ontology annotation, molecular function: DNA binding. NCBI's taxonomy places the organism in Eukaryota, Metazoa, Chordata, Amphibia, Anura, Myobatrachidae. The transcript has 8 exons. Gene Ontology annotation, cellular component: nucleus; replication fork protection complex. The record is from RefSeq and is a predicted model, not a curated record. Gene Ontology annotation, biological process: replication fork processing; DNA replication checkpoint signaling; replication fork arrest.